This is a messenger RNA of Neoarthrinium moseri, 966 nucleotides long. RefSeq lists its product as uncharacterized. The transcript has 3 exons. The record is from RefSeq and is a predicted model, not a curated record. Gene Ontology annotation, biological process: D-xylose catabolic process. Gene Ontology annotation, molecular function: D-xylose reductase (NADPH) activity. Bases 1 to 966 code for a protein of 321 amino acids. Gene Ontology annotation, cellular component: cytosol. Lineage: Eukaryota; Fungi; Ascomycota; Sordariomycetes; Amphisphaeriales; Apiosporaceae.
AUGACGCCGACCAUCAAGCUGAGCAGCGGCUACGAGAUGCCCCAGGUGGGCUUUGGUCUGUGGAAGGUCGACAACAAGGUGUGCGCCGACACCGUCUACAAUGCCAUCAAGUCUGGCUACAGGCUGCUGGACGGUGCUUGUGACUACGGCAACGAGAAGGAGUGCGGUGAGGGCGUCGCCCGCGCCAUCAAGGACGGCCUGGUCAAGCGCGAGGAGCUCUUCAUCGUCUCCAAGCUGUGGCCGACGUUCAACGACCCGGAGCAGGUGACGCCCGUGGUCAAGCGCCAGCUGGCCGACUGGCAGAUCGACUACUUCGACCUGUACCUGAUCCACUUCCCCGGCGCCCUCAAGUUCGUCGACCCCUCGGUGCGGUACCCCCCCGGCUGGCAGUACGAGGGCGACAAGAUCAUCCGCUCCAAGACCACGAUCCAGGACACGUGGCGCGCCAUGGAGGCCCUGGUCGACCAGAAGCUGGCCCGCAGCAUCGGCAUCUCCAACUUCCAGGCCCAGCUCAUCUACGACAUGGUGCGCUACGCCCGCAUCCCGCCCGCCACGCUGCAGAUCGAGCACCACCCCUACCUGGUGCAGCAGGAGCUGCUCAACCUGUGCAAGGAGGAGGGCAUCGCCGUGACGGCCUACAGCUCCUUCGGCCCGGCCUCGUUCCUCGAGUUCGGCUUCAAGCACGCCGAGGCCAUGGUGCCCCUGAUGAAGGACCCGCUCAUCACCGACAUCGCCGCCAAGCACGGCAAGCAGCCCUCGCAGAUCCUCCUGCGCUGGGCCACCCAGCGCGGCCUGGCCGUCAUCCCCAAGACCAGCCGCGCCGAGGUCAUGGCCCAGAACCUGGACUGCACCAGCUUCGACCUGGCCCAGGAGGAUAUUGACAAGAUCUCCGCCAAGGACGGCAACAUCCGCUUCAACCAGCCAUCCAACUACUUCGCUACUCAGAAGAUGUGGAUCUUCGGUUAA